Messenger RNA from Planococcus citri (citrus mealybug), 2526 nucleotides. RefSeq names its product scoloptoxin SSD14-like. Gene Ontology annotation, molecular function: glutathione gamma-glutamate hydrolase. The record is from RefSeq and is a predicted model, not a curated record. Gene Ontology annotation, cellular component: plasma membrane. Gene Ontology annotation, biological process: glutathione catabolic process. The transcript is spliced from 10 exons. Bases 534 to 2291 code for a protein of 585 amino acids. Lineage: Eukaryota; Metazoa; Arthropoda; Insecta; Hemiptera; Pseudococcidae.
AUAUGAAAUGAGUGAUUUGAAGUUGCAAUUUCAGCUUACGUGAGACUUGCAGAAAAACACAAUGUGAGAGCUAACGUAAAAUUACAAAUACCUACCAGCCGAUUAUUCAUUUAUUUUGAAUAAUGUAAACACAUUCAAGAAUAAUCUACCUAUCUAUACAUUCAUGUGCUCAAUGUGUCUUUUAUUUACUUACUAUUGUCAAUCAAAUUCAAAGCGAUUAUCAUCGAAGAUAUUGUCAAGAUACAAACACCUAUUACGUAUACCUACCUACCAACCUAUACGAAGUUGUUGAAAUAUUUAACGAUUUUGUAAUUCGAAGAUAAACUGUUAACUCAAAGAUUACCUUAUCUGAAACGUUUUAAAAAAAAAUUUAGUGGAUCCUACAGGUAGAUUGUUUGAACAAAAACGCACCUGAAAUAAAUUUCUAUCGACAAUAAGCGCAAACUACCUAUUCGGUGUCGUUGAUUGUUCAUUUCGAGAAUACCAAUCACUCGCUGAAAAAAAAUCGUAAUAAAAUUUCCUACCUAUUUAAAAUGAUUCUUAACAAAUUAGGCCUAUCAUGUCGUUUAGCCAUAGCUUCGUUGUUUUCUGCGAUACUCAUAGUGGUGUUAUACUAUGGUUUAAUGGCGAGAGGACAAAAAGGAAAUGCUGAUUCGACACCGACCUCUAGUCCAUAUUCGAAAAUUUAUGGAAAGUAUUCUCACGCUGCUGUAGUCAGUAAUGCUGAACCAUGUUCAACAAUUGCCAAGAAUAUUUUGCAAAAAGGUGGAAAAGCUGUAGAUGCGUUAAUAUCAUCUUUACUAUGUGAAGGUGUUAUGAUGCCACACACGAUGGGUAUCGGUGGAGGCUUCUUUAUGACGAUUUAUGAAAAGUCAAAGAAAAAAGCCAGCGUUAUCAUUGCAAGAGAAACAGCCCCAGCUAAAUCUACCGUUGAUAUGUUUCAUGGAGAUCCGAAUCUUUCCAUUAAAGGAGGACUAUCGAUAGGUAUCCCAGGAGAAAUAAAAGGUUACUGGACCGCGUAUAAUAAAUUCGGUGGCGGAGUUCCUUGGAAAGAUAUCUUCACGCCAACUAUUUCUCUUUGCGAAAAUGGCAUCCCAAUUAGUAAAAUUCUAGCUCGAAUGUUGGUCAAAUACGAAGACGAGAUUCAAUCUGAUCAAGAAUUCCGCACCCUAUUCGUUAAUCAAAAUAAUGGCGAACUUCUCGAAGCUGGAGACACUUAUAAAAACCUAAAACUAGCCAGAACACUUCGUAUAAUUUCUGAAGAAGGUGGUGAUGCAUUUUAUAAAGGGAACAUAGCAAAAGCACUGGUGAAAGAUAUCCAAGAAGCUGGAGGAAUAAUCACGGAAGAAGAUCUAGAAAAAUAUGAAGCUAGAGUCCAAGAUUCAUUUCAAACUGCUCUUUACAACAAUUACACUUUGCACACGGUUCCAGUUCCAUCUUCAGGGCCUAUUUUAAGCUACCUAUUGAGAAUCGUCGAGGGUAUCAUACCAGCUCCUACAGAGCUACUGAACACUCAGCGUAUCACCGAAGCCAUGAAACACGCUUAUGGUGCUCGAAGUCGAUUAGGAGAUCCCAAAUUUGUGGAUAUUUCUAAGACAAUGAAUCUCAUAACUUCUGAUCAAUUCAUUAAACACAUCAGGGAAGGCAUUGAUGAUACCAAAACGUGGGAUGAUCCAGCUCAUUAUGGUGGCGAUUUCACCGAACCGAAGAAUAUGGGCACUGCCAACUUGGCAGUUUUAGCAGAAAAUGGCGACGCUGCAAUUGCAACCAGCACCAUUAACAUGGAAUUUGGUAGUUUCGUUUUGUCGAAAAGUACAGGUGUGAUGCUAAAUAACCAAAUGGAUGAUUUCUCAUCGCCAAGUAUCGUAAAUAAUUAUGGAGUAACUCCGUCCAAAACGAAUUACAUCGCUCCUGGUAAAAUUCCUUUAUCUUCAACGUGUUCGACGAUCAUUUUGAACCAAUCUGGCGAUGUUAGGUUACUUAUAGGAGGCGGAGGCGGUACGAAAAUCACCUCUUCAGUGGCCAUCACAAUCAUGCGUGAUUUAUUAAUGAAAGAGAACAUCCAGCAGUCCAUGAAUCAUGCUCUAUUCCAUCAUCAACUCAUGCCAAUGGUGUGGCAAUACUAUCCGAGAAUGCCAACGGAUAUCGUCGAAGGUAUGGAAAAAAUAGGCCAUAAAGUUAAACUAAUGCCCCACAAUUCAUUCGUCGCCAUCACUGGAAUUGAACGAAGGGAUGGCCUCAUUUAUCCGUGCAGUGAUUUUCGAAGACCUGGAGAAGUGGAAGGUUAUUAACCUGUGAAGAAGUACCUACCCAACUUUAGAGUUACCAGAUAGGUUAAUUUGACUAGUCAUUUUGCUCCUUUAUCAGCGUAUUGUGAUAUCUUAUAGUUACCACUUCUGAGACACUUGGUGACUUCCAAGUAGUAACUACUUGAAUUAUCUUUAAUUCUAUAAGUAAAAAGUACCUAUCUAGAUUAGAUACCAUUUUGUACGACACUAUGAAAUAAUAAAUCGUUUUGAUUUUCAA